UUCCAAGCUCAGCAUCUAUAAAUGUUCUACCGAGCCAGCGUGUUCUCUGCUACAUUCAUUGCAGAAGCAUAUACAUGUGGGCUCUCGCCGAAAAGCCACUUUCAUCACUGAGCCUUGCUGACCAUUGCAGAGUCAGGUAGCGGAAGAGAGCGCGAGUGAUGUAUCAUAAAUAUUCAGCUUUGACCACCACGCUAUCGUCCGUCUGGCGUCGGACGUGGGAGGAGGCCCAAGCGCAGGACUGCCUGGAGACUUUGCUUAUUUCUCCAACUUGCAGGUUUACACGUGUGUGCGUCUGCGUCUUGCCACUUUUUAUCACUCCCAUCCUCGUCCCGUCCUCCUGGCAUGUAGUACGGGAAGCGCGUGGCUUUGACCGUAAAUCAUCCGAUUGCAUGCCGAGAAGGGUCGCGGUCCAAGUCGCCUUUACAUGCCGACAUGGUUUACGACGAGAAGAGAUGAUUACGCUUCGGUCUCAACUCUCGAUAUCCCUGCCAUCAUUCGCUCCAUCGAAUGAUUACGAUCCCGGGGUGGAAAUCCCAAACGUCACUCGUUGCCGUCGGGAGCCCGGGGUUACGCUUUCUCGUGUCCCGUUACCUUUUUUUUUUCGGUAUCCCCUAUCUACUUUGAUCGCCUAUCCGAUCGACCGUCGGAAUCUUGAUAGAGGCGCGUCCACGGCUUGCUCUGUCCUUUGAACGUUUCCCUUGGUCACCCCAACAGAAGGCUCCGCAUCAGCCAAUAAGACGGCUUUUGGAUAUGCUCAGUCAGCAACGGCCCGAAGCGGCACUCUUCGGGCAUUUCCCAACCUGCAUGACUGUUGCUUCCCCUUUCCAUUCUACUCAAUCCACGGCAAACAUUUACUUUUCGUCUUUUCACCUAAACCUUCAAGCGAGACUUUUCCAAGCAAACCUCCACCUCAAGUGCAUAUAUGAGCCCAACUCAGUAUUCCCUCACCCGGUCGAGGAUGGGUGCAGGCUGCUAAUUGCUCCGGAAUACAAACGCCGUCUAAUCGCCAUUACACUCUCGCGUCUUCCCGCAAGCCCUGAGGAACGUGUUGUUUGGCAGGGACGAAUCGGUGGGACAUUGCUACAUACCGAUCCAACAAGAUAAUUGAACAUGGUUGUGUAGGAUAAUAUAUGCAAAUAUACUUGUUGCGG
This is a messenger RNA of Cryptococcus deneoformans JEC21, 1151 nucleotides long. Its product is annotated as expressed protein. The record is from RefSeq and is a predicted model, not a curated record. The coding region runs from base 159 to 689 and encodes 176 amino acids. The transcript has 3 exons. NCBI's taxonomy places the organism in Eukaryota, Fungi, Basidiomycota, Tremellomycetes, Tremellales, Cryptococcaceae.